GAACAUUUUGAUUUUUUUUAAAUGUCGGAUAUAAAACGUGCACGGAAAAGUGGAAGAUUUUACCGGCGGUCGAACAAGUUUAAGGCGCUGAAUCCAUCAGUUGAAAUUGGACAAGAAGCGACACAAGCUGAAACAUGCCCCCAAUCGUUACCUUUAGAUCUAUUUGAAGAUGAAUCUACAGUACCACCAAUCGGUAUAAAUAAACCCCAAAUUGAGGAAGAAGAUGAACCAUUGGUAGAUUACAUGUUACAUGACAAUGAUGAUGAGGAUGACGAUAGUUUUUUGAAAAAUGACAAUGCUCUAACGCUGGAUAAGUUGUCCGUAGUAGACGGAAUUCGAUAUUGGGCAUUGUCAACAAAUGCCACGCAUAAGUCCAUUGACAUGGUGUUAAAGUUAUUCCGAAAGGUUAAUGUAAAAGUCCCUGCAACUGCUAAAACCUUGCUGCAAACGAAACGCAACGCAUCGUCAGAAAUAAUGGAAAUUGGAGGAGGACAAUUUUGGUACCAUGGCAUUAAAAAGUGUUUGUGUAAUUACUACCCGUAAAUAGUUUAGAAAUGUCAAAAAAAUGGUGUAUAUU
This is a messenger RNA of Anopheles stephensi (Asian malaria mosquito), 577 nucleotides long. RefSeq lists its product as uncharacterized. The transcript is spliced from 2 exons. Bases 22 to 543 code for a protein of 173 amino acids. The record is from RefSeq and is a predicted model, not a curated record. Lineage: Eukaryota; Metazoa; Arthropoda; Insecta; Diptera; Culicidae.